This is a messenger RNA of Culicoides brevitarsis, 447 nucleotides long. RefSeq lists its product as uncharacterized. The record is from RefSeq and is a predicted model, not a curated record. Bases 1 to 447 code for a protein of 148 amino acids. The transcript is spliced from 3 exons. Gene Ontology annotation, molecular function: odorant binding. Lineage: Eukaryota; Metazoa; Arthropoda; Insecta; Diptera; Ceratopogonidae.
AUGGAAAAGUCAAUUUUUUUACUCGUUGUUGCUUAUUUUGCCUUAGUUGCUUGUAAUAAAAGUGCUAACGAGCAAUGUCUCAAUCGCAUUUUCCCAGGCAAGAAACUUGAAGAUGUCAAAUGGGGAAAAUUAAUGGUCGAAGCUUUUGUCAAGGACAAUCGUGACUACCAAUGUUUCAUCUUAUGUGGCUUAUCAAACCUCAAUAUCUUGACGAAAAAGGGCAUUGUUGAAACUAAAAAUAAUCCGCUUGCUUCUGAGCUUGGUGAUGAAAUUGCUGCAUGUUCUGCUCUUGUAGAGCAUUCUGCCGAUAAUUGUGUCAACGCCAAAAAGUUUGCCCAGUGUUUAUUCAAUGACAAAGGUCCAAUAACUGACAAAUCGGGCGCUGGCAAGAUCAUUAUGGAAGAAAAUCAGAAGUUUAAAGAAGCUGGAAAAACAAUUGAAUAUUAA